CUAGCUGCAGGUGCUUGGUCUGGAGAAAUUGGUAAUUUGGUUGGCAUUGGGCAAGGCAGCGGAAUCAUGGGAACACCCAUACCCAUUGAACCCCGAAAGCGUUACGUUUAUUGCAUUAAAGCUCCUGAUGGUCCUGGGUUAGAUUGCCCCUUGGUAAUCAAUCCUGACCACUCGUACUUCCGACGAGAAGGUUUAGGUGGCUUGUACCUCUGUGGUCAGUCACCUAAAGAGGCUGAAGAACCACCCAUAGAUGAUUUGGAAGUGGAUGAGGAUUAUUUUCAGAAUUGUGUCUGGCCAGCAAUUGCUCAGCGAGUUCCAGCAUUUGAAAAUGCAAAGGUAGGUAUUCAUAUAGAAUAACAAUAUAUUUUCUUA
Messenger RNA from Macrobrachium nipponense, 372 nucleotides. Its product is annotated as FAD-dependent oxidoreductase domain-containing protein 1-like. Gene Ontology annotation, cellular component: cytoplasm. The annotation marks the transcript as partial. The record is from RefSeq and is a predicted model, not a curated record. Gene Ontology annotation, biological process: mitochondrial respiratory chain complex I assembly. The transcript is spliced from 2 exons. Lineage: Eukaryota; Metazoa; Arthropoda; Malacostraca; Decapoda; Palaemonidae. Gene Ontology annotation, molecular function: oxidoreductase activity.